UUAAUAUUUUAAUUGAUGGAGGCUAAAACCGAGCUCCAACGAAAUGCCGUCGCAGAGGCACGUCGUAAGGAACUGGAAACAUACCAAAGGGCCUUGGAUAUUCAAUGGCUCAACAGUCGAAUGUCAGAUGGCGGAAUGGGCCGGAGUCUUGCAUUAAUACAGAAGGAAGCUGAAAUGGAAAAGGACUUUCAAGAGAGAACAGAUCAUGCAGCUAUUGUUGAUGCUCGAGCUAAAAAGGAAAUAGAUCUAGGAAUAGAAAUCGCUAAAGCGAGACGGGAAGAGGCCUGUGAACUUCUCAGGCGGCACUACCUCAGAGAAAGAGAUCCAAGCCUGCGAGAAUUGGUAAAAAAAUUACAAGCGGGUUAUGUGCGCAGGGACUUGCAGCAACAAAUACUACAUAAUGAGUAUAGGAGGUUGCAGGAAAAGGCUGAAGAAAAUCGGAGUAAUACAGUACUUCUUAAUUCGUUAUAUAACGACAAACACGCAAAAGACAGGGAAGAUAAAUUAAAAAUGGAAAAAGAAAGUCAAUACUGUUCGGAUUUACAAAACCAACUUGUGAAUAAGCAGCGUCAAAAGCAGUGUCAUUACGAAGAGUCACUUAUUGAAAAAAGGAUGAACGAUGAUGUGAUGCAAGCGAUCGCUGAUGAGGAUCAGAGAGAGCUUUGUCACAAACAUGAACAGACUGAUAUUAUGCGGGGUGAAAUGUAUGCCUCCCAGAAGGCGAGAGUAGAUUGGAAGGAAAAACAGAAAGAGUUUAAUGUGAUAGAAGACAGGAAGAUAGAAGAGCAAGUACAAUUUGCUGAAGAUCGUAGCUUGGCCAGGGAUAUAGAAAGGGAGCGGAAAGUACAUUUAAGGAAUGAAUCAGAAGAUAAGAUGGCAACUAAGAUGUUGGCUAAUGUGGCGGCUCGUCAAGAACGUGAGGAUGUUAUAACUCUUCACCAGGAACAAGAGUCUUUGGAGAGAAGCAUUCAAGGUGAUAUUUUAGAUCGAGAGAACUAUGAACGCGCUAAAACUGAGAUCAAAGAAGGUCUACUGUCACAGAUGCAAGACAAAAAGGAUAGUGCACAAGCAGAGAAAGUGAGGGAAGCCGAUUUUAAAAGGAGUGCAGACUCAAAGAUGGCGGAGGAAGAUGAGAUAGAGAGAGAGAAAGAACGCAAAAAGAAAGAAAAAAAUGAACAAUAUUUUGCUGAUCUACAACAACAAAUACGAGAUAACGCGACAAGGCGUAAGAAGGAAAAAGAAGAUGAGCAAGAACGUUGCAGACAAGAAAAUGAAUAUGAUCAAGGCUGGCGUCAAGAGGUAUCUGAAGAGAGGAAGAAGAUAAUGGAAGAUCAUGUUCCCAAGCUUCUAGGAUAUGUUCAACCAGGCGUUAUCUCGCAAGUAGACAUAGCGAACCCACGCUUAGCUGAACUGGGAAAAGAAUUGAUGACUACUUGCAAGCGACCGAAGAGAUUUCCGAAGUGCAAUGCGCAAUGUCGGAUUUUGAGAGAAUAUUGAUUUUUGUUAAAUUGUAAUAU
Vanessa tameamea is the source of this 1517-nucleotide messenger RNA. RefSeq names its product meiosis-specific nuclear structural protein 1-like. The record is from RefSeq and is a predicted model, not a curated record. Gene Ontology annotation, cellular component: motile cilium. NCBI's taxonomy places the organism in Eukaryota, Metazoa, Arthropoda, Insecta, Lepidoptera, Nymphalidae. The transcript has 9 exons. Bases 16 to 1497 code for a protein of 493 amino acids. Gene Ontology annotation, biological process: cilium organization.